AUGGCAUUUCGUAGCUUGGGAAUAGUGCAGCCGUUAAACAAUGACGGGGAGCCACUUGGAAUUAAUGUUCCUGGAAGUUUCCAGAUGAUCAAGCCAGAAGUAGAUGACAACAGUGCGUCAAAUGAGGGAACGAAGUUGUCUGUAGAUGAUAGUGAAGAUGAGUCUGACCUUAAACGCACGAAGAAAGGUAUUAUUUUAAACCCGCAGCCUACGGAUCAUGAUAAAGAUCCCUUAAACUGGCCUGUUUGGAGACGGGACUUGGCGUUACUGUGCGUUGGAUGGCAUUGUUUUACGGGUGGCGGUCAGACGUCAAUGUUGGCUGCUGGCUUUUCGAGGUUGUCAACGGAGUUGAAUGUGCCGAUUUCAAGUAUUUCAUACCUAGUGGGGCCCAUGAUGCUGGCGCUAUGCGUUGGAUCAAUUGUAGCAUCCCCUACGGCCGUUUUAUUUGGGAAGCGGAUUGUGUAUUUGGUGGGUAUCAUAGUGUUCUUUGUGGGUUCCAUCGUCUGCGCAACUGGUAAUAAUUUCAACCAACUUCUGGUGGGAAGAAUCAUAUCUGGGUUGGGUAUCUCAACUGUGGAAUCUUUACCUAGUGCAACUAUUGCAGAAAUCUACUUUGCACACGAAAGAGCAUACCGAUUGGGUAUUUACACCUUGUUAUUAUUAGGGGGUAAAAACUUAGUUCCUUUGCUUGGGUCGAUUAUAUUUGAGCACCUAACUACACACUGGUUGUUCUGGAUUUUAACAAUAAUUGUAGGGGUAAACUUAUUAUUGCAUGUGUUCUUUGUCCCAGAGACUUUUUGGGAUCGCACACCCAUACCAAGUCGGCGGUCAUUGAAAGAAACUGCGAUUGCCCGUAGGUCUCUACACCUCCAGGCCUCGAGCUCUAAUAUUGAGUAUGUGAAUAACUCAUCAGGCUGUUCAAAACCUGUUGAAACAUUCUCAAGAGUAAAUGGGUCAGCUACGUCUUCGAAGACGGAAGAGACACAGGACAACGCUGUAUCAAAAUUCGGUAAACUUGCGAAAUACAAAUCAUCUAUUGCAGAUUCAAAGUUUACUAGCGGUCUUGGCCUUUGUCAUGGAAGACACAGCAUCGAUAAAUGGUUGAUGGUUAUGUUGCGGCCCUUUGUUCUAUUCUCUUACCCAUCUAUUUUGUACGCAUCAUUGUUGUACGCAUUUGCCGUUGUCUAUUUGAUUAUGGUUUCACAGGUCAUAGACCAUGGUUAUAAAGAAGCUUACGGUUUUAGUUCUCUACAAGUAGGUAUGGUAUACAUUGCGCCAUUUAUCGGCGGAUGUAUUGGAUCAUUAUGUGCUGGCACUAUAAGCGACGUUAUCGCAAGAGUUAUGGCUCGACGUAAUAAUGGUAUUUACGAGCCUGAAUUCAGAUUAUUAACAGUUUUACCAGCUGUUGUAUCAACAAUGGCUGGCCUUAUUGGCUUUGGAUGUUCUCUUCAGAGAGAAGACCACUGGAUGGUACCAACAGUGUUUUUUGGUAUUUUAGGAUUUGGGUCUUCCGUAGGGAGCACAACGGCCAUUACAUUUACCGUUGAUUCUUAUAAGCAAUAUGCCCAGGAGGCUUUAGUAACAUUGAACAUGUUCAAAAACUUGAUAGGAUUUGCCUUUUCAUUUUUCAAUGCUAAGCUUAAUGAGAGCAGCGGUCACGAUAAAGCAUUUACGUAUUAUGCGCUGAUCGAAUUGGUGAUUGGAUUGCUUGUCAUUCCAAUGUACAGAUGGGGUAAAGUAAGCAGAGCGUGGACUACAGAGAAGUCCUUGUUGCAAUUUUCUUAUAAUACUCGCACUGACUGA
Eremothecium sinecaudum is the source of this 1803-nucleotide messenger RNA. RefSeq names its product HGL060Cp. The transcript has a single exon. The record is from RefSeq and is a predicted model, not a curated record. Bases 1 to 1803 code for a protein of 600 amino acids. Lineage: Eukaryota; Fungi; Ascomycota; Saccharomycetes; Saccharomycetales; Saccharomycetaceae. Gene Ontology annotation, molecular function: transmembrane transporter activity. Gene Ontology annotation, biological process: transmembrane transport.